AUGUUGGAGACGAGACUGUACGAUGUCCCGGUCGUUGACUCAAUGGUGACUCGGUGGCAGCUGACAGGUGACACGCUGAUCACGGCGAAACUUGUGCUUAGAGUGAGCGAAGACGAACUCAUUCAUCACACAGAGGGCGUAUCAUUUGCUGUACACCGGCAGGACUUUCAUGCUGACCAGCUGAUAGCUUUGGAGCUCGCACCGGCACAGAUCCUCUUUAUAUUUUCGGGAGACGACAAGGCUAUUAUGGGCAUGAAGGAGGCAGAAGCUGUCACUAAGAGGAUGCUACUUUACGGAAAGCAUAACCACGAGAUGUGCGUGUAUCCCGGAGCUGGACAUCUGGUCGAGCCUCCAUACUCUCCUCUAUGUAAAGCUUCAUAUCAUGCAACCCGCGGUCUUCACAUGGCUUGGGGUGGAGAGGUGCAAGCUCACAGUUUUGCUCAGGAAGACAGCUGGAAGAGGAUCCAAAGUUUCUUCUUGAAGCAUUUGAAGCAGCCUCUAGAUGCGACCCCCUAGCCAUUAAACCUUGACAUGACGCCGCUUAAACAGUGAACUAAGAAUAAUUUGUAACUUUUCGAAGCAUGUAGAAAAUAAGACACUCAUGUUAAAUAUACUCACGCACACACG
This is a messenger RNA of Priapulus caudatus, 627 nucleotides long. RefSeq names its product acyl-coenzyme A amino acid N-acyltransferase 1-like. Gene Ontology annotation, biological process: fatty acid metabolic process; acyl-CoA metabolic process. The transcript has 4 exons. Gene Ontology annotation, molecular function: fatty acyl-CoA hydrolase activity. The record is from RefSeq and is a predicted model, not a curated record. Lineage: Eukaryota; Metazoa; Priapulida; Priapulimorpha; Priapulimorphida; Priapulidae. Bases 1 to 516 code for a protein of 171 amino acids.